CUUCGCCUGAAGCGAGCGCUAAAACCUGCUUGCAGCUGGGGGGGGGAGUCACCGGUAAAGCGGCCCCGAGCUUGGGGGUUGGCUCCUCCCGGCCCCCCUUAACGCUGCCGGAGGGUUGGGGCCCUCCUCGGGAGGUCGGGCCCCGUGGAGCGAGGCCCGCGGCUCUGGGCCCGGCCCUGCAGCAGCCCCCUCGUCCCCCAAAGCGGGUUGCGCGGCGCGUCCAGCGUGCGGAGUACCUGCUCGCCCCCGUGCCGUGUCCCCGAGGUGAUGUGGCUGCGAGUAACUGGGGGCGCCGACAGCGCCGGUGCUAGCUGAAAAUGAGCGAAGGUAAAUGUCUAGAUGAGGAAGACGACCAUGAGCAGAUAGUGGAUUUUACGGAGAACUUUAACCAGCUGGAAUUGCUGGAAACGCACCGGCAUUUGAUUCCUGUAGGAACGCAGAGUUGUUGGUCAGGACAGUCCGAAGAUGAAGAAGAGGAACAAGAAAAAAGUGAGGAAUGGUAUGAAAUGCAAGAAAAAAAAAUGGAAAAAAAUCCAGACAAAUUGCUGCUCUGGGCAGCUGAAAACAACCGACUGAGCACAGUGCGAAGGCUUCUUUCCCAAAAGCUAGCUCCAGUUAACACUCGUGAUGAAGAUCAAUACACUCCCCUGCAUCGAGCUGCCUACAGUGGGCAUUUGGACAUUGCACAUGAAUUGGUUGCCCACGGGGCAGAUGUUCAUGCUUUGACAGUGGAUGGCUGGACACCUCUGCACAGCGCUUGUAAGUGGAACAAUACAAAAGUGGCCUCGUUCUUGCUUCAGCAGGGUGCAGACAUCAAUGCUCAGACAAACGGAUUGUUGACACCGUUGCAUAUUGCUGCGGGAAACAAAAAUAGUAAACAAACCCUUCUGCUUUUGCUGAUGAAUCGCUAUGUGAAACCAGACUUGAAAAAUAACUUGGAUGAAACUGCCCUUGACAUUGCUAGGAGGACUGACGUAUAUCACUACCUUUUUGAAAUAGUAGAAGACUGCAUAAAUUGUGUGUCAAAUUCUUAAAAGUUGUAACUAAUCUUAUGAAUGAGCUUUACUUCCUCUUGAUUGUAAUCCAGCACUCUGUAUGCUCAGCAGUUGCGUUUUGUCCAUGCUUAACAAGGAUUUAAUUGGAGAUAGUUUAGUAUUCUUAUGAAUCAAAAUGUCAGGUUUUUUUGCAGUUCAUCUACAGUAGGCUCGUACUUUGAAGUGUGAUCGCUGUUACUCAAGCUAUCCAGAAAGUUGCAGUGAAUUCAGUAGUUUCAGUGAGUCUUCACUUAACUCAUGCAAAUUUGGAGGGACCUACUGUAAUUAGACCCAAACAGUAGUGUGUUUUAAAGCUGGAGGGAAAAUUUGAAUAUUUACAUAAUGUGAAAAAAUUCUGGCUGGGUUAGGCUGACUUUAUUAAAACUCAUUUGGAUCUUAAUUUUUGAAAAAUUUUACUUUUUAAAGACUGCAUGAAAGCUCAGGAUGAAUGUAACUUAUUUGGGGGAUGCAUAAAAUGUUUGGUGAUCCUGGUGUAAAGCUUGUUAUAAAAUAUUUAACAGUAAAUGUUGUGUUGUCAUAUUUUUAAUUGAAAGUUCAAUAAUGAAUGCAAUUGCUUGUUCAUAAUCAGAAGCAUUAUUCAGAGAAUGCUAAAGUAGUUUCAGUUUAUUUUUCCUGGUACUUUAGAGAAAGUCAGAGUUGAGUAAAGUUUUACUGCUGUGGAUAUGGCAUUAGCUGGAACAAGUGAACCUUAAUUGUGUGAAGAUAAACAGUCAACAUACUAUUGUGUUUAAUUUAGUUAUAACUAAGUUAGUAUAGGACAUGCUCAACUGUGUUUCUGCUCCAUUUUUGAAUCCGUAGAGAGAAUCUCUUAUUCCAAGUCAAAUACUAGGAUAGCAGCAUGGCUUAAAAACUUCACUAGUAUUUUUUCCCUCAAAAUUCUGUAAUUUGCAGACAGUUCUGUUCUUUUCAUUUCCUUAUUUGAUGCAUUUUUAAUUCAUGAUAGCUAAUAUUGCUAACUCUAGGCACUCAAACGUGAGCUGGGCUUCUAAAAGUCCUGACAUUGAUUUGACUGCCAUUAUUUAACCAAACUUGAGGUGUAUUAUUUUUCAUUUUAUGAUUGUGAGUCCUUUAGCAUGCAGCUGAAUGCAGGCUUUUAUCUUCAGUCAUGCAAGCUAGGACCUCACUUAUCUGCAGCGAAAGUUAGAGUCCUUGGGUAUUCUCAUGACUCUGAGUUCAAGGACUUUAAUGAAUAGACUAAGUUCACCCAAAGACUUGCAGGGAAAAAUCAGAAGUGUUGAUAAUACUACAUGAUUCCUUUUUUUUUUUUCUGCUUUGCCCAAUGACUAACACUAUGCAAUAAAUAUAUCCAAACUCUGUUAA
This is a messenger RNA of Dromaius novaehollandiae (emu), 2375 nucleotides long. RefSeq names its product ankyrin repeat domain 49 (gene ANKRD49). NCBI's taxonomy places the organism in Eukaryota, Metazoa, Chordata, Aves, Casuariiformes, Dromaiidae. The transcript has 3 exons. The record is from RefSeq and is a predicted model, not a curated record. Gene Ontology annotation, biological process: positive regulation of DNA-templated transcription. Gene Ontology annotation, molecular function: protein binding. The coding region runs from base 318 to 1034 and encodes 238 amino acids.